Molecule: messenger RNA, 1450 nt
Organism: Tachysurus vachellii
Lineage: Eukaryota; Metazoa; Chordata; Actinopteri; Siluriformes; Bagridae
Gene: cldn8.2
Product: claudin 8.2
Exons: 1
Coding region: 66-956 (296 amino acids)
Biological process (GO): bicellular tight junction assembly; cell adhesion
Cellular component (GO): plasma membrane; bicellular tight junction
Molecular function (GO): structural molecule activity
Source: RefSeq, a predicted model, not a curated record
UCAGGUUUUCAUUUUAGAGGCAGACAGAAACAAAGUAAGAGACUUCACCUUCUUUCUUAUCCACCAUGUCCUACGUAGCCGGGUCAUACGCGGCUAAGUCUUACGCGGACAAAUCUUAUGCCGACCGCUCGUACGCUGACAAGUCGUACGCAGAGAGCGCUUAUGCGGGCUACGAUGAUGCAGCCAGGUCGGUAUAUGAACAGCAGCUUCUGAAGGAAAAGAAGAAACGUAAAGAGCAGAUGCACUGUGAAGUCGUUGCUCUCGUGAUUGGAUUCGUCGGGUUAAUCGGUGUCGCAGCUGUCACGGGUCUCCCCAUGUGGAAGGUGACUGCGUUCAUCCAGGAGAACAUCAUCGUUAUGGAGACGCGCUGGGAGGGUUUAUGGAUGAACUGUUUCCGCCAAGCCAACAUCCGCAUGCAGUGCAAAGUGUACGACUCCCUGCUCUACCUGCCUGCUGAGCUCCAGGCUGCCAGAGGCCUCAUGUGCACCGCCGUAGCUUUGACGACAAUCGCCUGUGUCGUCUCGACCGUGGGGAUGAGGUGCACACGGCUCGUGGACUCGCGUCCACGUGUCAAACACGUCGUCUUGGUGUGUGGUGGAUGUCUGUUCCUGGGAGGAUGUAUAGCCACCAUCAUUCCUGUCUCCUGGACGGCUAACGUCAUCAUCCGUGAUUUUUACAACCCCCUGCUACUUGACGCACAGCGGCGGGAGCUCGGUGAGGCGCUUUACAUCGGCUGGGUCGCGUCAGCAUUGUGUUUCAUCGCCGGGGUGAUACUUCUGUGCCGCCACGCACCAAGAAUAGAAGACAAAGAAGACAUUAGCUCUGUGUUGUACCGAGCCCAGUACACUCCAACCAACAUCUACCAACCUGGAUAUUCCUACCAACCUGCUUACAACUACCAACCUGCUUAUGCCUACCAACCACCGUCUCGUCCCUACGUACCGUCUGCUUACUAAAGAGCAGGAAUGAAAUUUUCUGUAGCUGUUUUGACCUCUUGUAAUGAAAUGUAAUGGAAAGUGUCAAUGUCCUGGACUCAUCAGUGUAUAUAAUGAAUCAUAGAUUUCCUUUACAAAUGUUACAAGAAGGCUUUUACAUUUGAUUUUGAUUUAAUUGUUUCAAUUGCUGUUUUAUAUAAUUUAGAAAUGAUUUUUUCCAAUGGAUUUGACUUUGCGUAAUGGACCGAACUGUAGCAACGAGCUCUCUGUGAUUGUUUUAGUUAAAGAACAAUUCAGCACUAGCUGUACAAAUUAAAAAAACAAAAAGACAUCUGGGACGAUUGGUCAUGUGACCUGCUAUGGACGUCGAACACACACUAUGAAGUAAACCAGCUCUUGAAAGCUCUUGUCAAAAUGCUAUAAUAAUUUUAAAUCUUUGAUUAAGUAUGUUUUGUUUUAUAUGUUUAGAUGUUGAAAAUAAAAUUAUUCAAUUGCAUAAAGAACGAAGAAUGUUA